AUGGGACAGGAAGAAUCGACUCUGGCCGCCUCUGGCCCUCCAGCCACACUCGAAGAAAGAAGCCUGGAAGCCGUCGCCGACUAUAUCAAGAGCGGCAAUGCUCGGCGCAUUGUGGUCUUGACAGGCGCGGGUAUCUCGACUGCCGCUGGCAUUCCCGACUUUCGAUCGCCAAAGACGGGCCUGUAUAGCAACUUGGCGCGCCUCAACCUUCCCUAUGCCGAGGCUGUCUUCGACAUUUCCUACUUUCGCAACCAUCCCGAGCCCUUCUAUGUGCUUGCGCAGGAGCUAUAUCCCGGAAAAUUCCAUCCGACUGUCUCUCAUGCCUUCAUUGCGCUUCUUGCUGAAAAGGGCCUUCUUCAAAUGCUCUUUACGCAAAACAUUGACUGUCUCGAACGAGCGGCCGGCGUUCCUGCACACAAGAUAGUCGAAGCCCACGGCAGUUUUGCGACACAGCGUUGCAUUGAGUGCAAAGUCGAGUUCCCUGAUGCCGAUAUGAAGGCACAUGUUGUCCGAGGUGAUGUCCCUCAUUGCAAUGAAUGCAAGGGACUGGUAAAGCCAGACAUAACAUUUUUCGGCGAAGCCCUUCCAAGAGACUUUUCAGAGAAGUCGCACAACACCGUCAUGGCGGAUCUUGUUCUCAUUAUUGGAACAAGCCUAACGGUGUAUCCAUUCGCAAGCCUUCCCGAGAUGGCGAGAAAAGAGGUGCCGCGCGUGCUCUUCAACAUGGAGAAAGUCGGUUCAUUAGGAUCGCGAGUUGAUGAUGUACUUGAAUUGGGAGCGUGCGACGACGGUAUUCGAAAACUAGCCAACUUGCUAGGCUGGACAGACGAACUGGAUGAUAUAUGGAGAAACAUUGUUGGGAAUGAGGAGGCCGAUAGACAACUGCGCAGCCAGACUGAUCGUGAUGAAGAGCUUGAAGAUGAGUUGCAGAAGUUGACUGGAGAAAUUGAGACUGUCCUCAAGCUUGAAGAGGAAGAGGAAGAAAAGAAGCAAAAGGAUGAAGAAAAGAACCAGGAAGUAGACGGGGAUGUUUCACAUGAUGCCCAGACACCCAAGGAUGACGCAGACGUUAAAGAGGCUGCUAAGACAGAGAAUCCAACAAAGGAGGAGGGUGGAGAAAAGCCUCAGCAGAAUUGA
Molecule: messenger RNA, 1137 nt
Organism: Trichoderma virens Gv29-8
Lineage: Eukaryota; Fungi; Ascomycota; Sordariomycetes; Hypocreales; Hypocreaceae
Exons: 3
Coding region: 1-1137 (378 amino acids)
Molecular function (GO): NAD+ binding; histone deacetylase activity, NAD-dependent
Source: RefSeq, a predicted model, not a curated record